AUGUCCCCUGCCCUCGUAUUUAGAUCAGGAGCACUCAUCACUGCCUUGGGCAUCACCACGGGCGCAUUUGGCUCUCACGGCCUCCAAAACGCCCAGCCCCCCCUCACCCCCCGCCAGGUUUCCUCCUUUGGUGUCGCCUCCAACUACCUCAUCUACAACGGUCUCGCCCUCCUUGCGAUCUCUUUCCACCCCGGAUUCUUGGCCGGGGCGGGCACGAGGAGGUACAAGGUUGCCGCGGGGAUGAUUGCCGGAGGGGCUGUAGUGUUUUCGGGGAGCAUCUUUGCGCUGGUGUUGGGGAGGAAGUGGGAGGGGGUCAAGGUUCUGGGUCCUGUCACGCCUUUGGGUGGAUUGGCCAUGAUUGCUGGGUGA
Cryptococcus wingfieldii CBS 7118 is the source of this 369-nucleotide messenger RNA. RefSeq lists its product as hypothetical. The transcript has 2 exons. The coding region runs from base 1 to 369 and encodes 122 amino acids. The record is from RefSeq and is a predicted model, not a curated record. NCBI's taxonomy places the organism in Eukaryota, Fungi, Basidiomycota, Tremellomycetes, Tremellales, Cryptococcaceae.